Messenger RNA from Chionomys nivalis (European snow vole), 1722 nucleotides. RefSeq names its product serine protease inhibitor A3N-like. NCBI's taxonomy places the organism in Eukaryota, Metazoa, Chordata, Mammalia, Rodentia, Cricetidae. The record is from RefSeq and is a predicted model, not a curated record. Bases 123 to 1379 code for a protein of 418 amino acids. The transcript has 5 exons. Gene Ontology annotation, molecular function: serine-type endopeptidase inhibitor activity. Gene Ontology annotation, biological process: negative regulation of endopeptidase activity.
AUAGGCAUCAGUGUGCAGUGGACAGAACUAAGCAUUAGGAAGACAGCAACGACCAACAUCAGAACUCAGUUGUCCCAGAAGCUGGCAGCGGGCAUCAGCUCUCAGCCUGGAGAACAGAGAAGAUGGUCCUCUGUGUAGCUCUGGGGCUCUUGAUGGUGGUGAUCUGCCCUGCUGUCCUCUGCCAACAAGAUGGCAUACCGGGAAGUAACACCCAACUUCAGGUAGACCAAAUCAAUGGGACACGAGUAGACAGUCUAACUCUGGCCUCCAUCAACACUGACUUCGCCUUCAGCCUCUACAAGGAGCUGGCUUUGGAGAAUCCCGAUAAAAACAUCGUCUUCUCCCCACUCAGCAUCUCAGCUGCCUUGGCCCUCCUGUCCCUAGGAGCAAGCAACAACACCCUGCAAGAGAUUCUAGAAGGUAUCAAAUUCAAUCUCACAGAGACCCCUGAGGCAGACAUCCACCGGGGAUUUGGGCAGCUCCUCCUCAUGCUCAGUCAGCCACGGGACCAGGUGCAGAUCAGCACGGGCAGCGCCAUGUUUGUUGAAAAGCACCAGCAGAUCCUGGCAGAGUUCAAGGAAAAGACAAGAACACUGUAUCAAGCCGAGACCUCCAUGACUGACUUCCUGCAGCCUCAUAAAGCCAAAAAGCUCAUCAAUGACUAUGUAAGUAAACAGACCCAGGGGAAGAUCAAGGAACUGAUCUCAGGCCUGGAUAAGGACACAGUAAUGGUGCUGGUGAACUACAUCUACUUUAAAGGAAAAUGGAAGACGCCCUUUGACCCUGACGAUACUUCCGAGUCCAAAUUCUACUUGAACAACAAGAAGUCUGUGAAGGUGCCCAUGAUGAACAUUGAGGACCUGAUCACACCCUACUUCCGGGAUGAGGAGCUGUCCUGCACUGUGGUGGAGCUGAAGUACACAGGCAAUGCCAGCGCCCUGUUCAUCCUCCCUGAUGAGGGCAAAAUGCAGCAGGUGGAGGCCAGCCUGCAGCCAGAGACCCUGAGGAAGUGGAGGGACUCUCUGAGUUCCAGGAGGAUUGAUGAAUUCUACAUGCCCAAGUUCUCCAUCUCCACAGAUUAUAGCUUGGAGAAAAUCCUUCCACAGCUGGGUAUCAGGGAAGUCUUCUCUACACAGGCUGACCUGUCUGGGAUCACAGGGGCCAAGAACCUGAGAGUCUCUCAGGUGGUCCACAAGGCUGUGUUGGACGUGGCUGAGACAGGCACAGAAGCAGCGGCUGCCACAGGAGCGAAAAUCGUAUUUCUUUCUGCAAGAAUGAACACGUUUAUUUUGAGUUUAGACAGGCCAUUCCUGAUGAUUAUCCUUGACACAAAUACUCAAGUUGCCCUCUUUUUGGCCAAGAUCAUGAAUCCCAAGUGAGACUAGAGCUUCCCAAUUGGUGAUGCUUCCUCCUGGGAGCCAGGGAUUGAGCCUGUAUGUGGGUCACUACGUGCAUUUUGGCCUCUAAGCUCUGAUUGGCUAAGGUGUGCUUGGAUUGGACAGUGGCAGUGACUAACUGUAUGACUCGACCAUGCAAAGGGUCCUGUGGACAGACUGUGUCAGGUUCCGGUCCUCUUGGCAGCACUAGCUCAUGCUCCUGAGCCUGAACUCUGUCUCCCCCCCUCCCCCCUGCUGCUGUCUCUCCUCUAUGUGCAUCUGCCCAAAGCUUGGGCCCUGGCAGGUAGACUCAGUUCCUAUCUAGGCUUUGGUUAUGUCUGCCUUC